AUGGUUUUGAAGUUUAUUAAGGAAACAUUUUUUCUCAUCAUGACUACGGUCGGCACCCUUGGGAACAUUUCUAUUUCUGUGAAUUACAUGUUCAGUUGGUGGGGAGGCCCUGAGAAGAAACUCAUACACCUUAUUCUCAUUCACUUGGCUUUUACAAACAUCAUACUCCUUCUUGCAAAAGGAUUGCGAAAGACAAUUGUAGCUUUUGGGUUGAAAAACUUCCUAGAUGACAUAGGCUGUAAGAUCCUCAUUUAUCUGGAAAGGGUAGCCCGUGGCCUCUCCAUCUGCACCAGCAGUCUCCUUGCUGUAGUCCAGGCCAUCAUCAUUAGCCCCAGAGCAUCUGGAUGGAGGAGGCUCAGGCCAAAGUCUGCAUGGCACAUCCUUCCAUUCUUCUCAGUCUUUUGGAUACUCAAUGCUUUAAUAAGUAUGAACCUAAUCCCUUCCAUCAAAAGUACUAGCCUGAAUAUAUCACAGUUUAAGAAUGACCACAACUAUUGUUAUUUUAUGCCAGAAAGUCAGAAAAUAAAAAGGAUUGUUCUCCCUAUCAUGGUCCUGAGAGAUGCAGUGUUCCAGGGUGCCAUGGGAGGGGCCAGUGGCUACAUGGUAUUUCUUCUCCACAAGCACCACCAGCAUGUCCUCUACCUUCACAACUCCAAGCUUCUCUACAGAACUCCCCCUGAGCUGAGAGCUGCUCAAAGUGUCCUCCUUCUCAUGUUCUGUUUUGUUUUCUUCUACUGGACAGAUUGUGCCUUUUCUCUAUUUCUAAGUCUCUCUUUAGGAGACUAUUCUUUGAUGAUAAAUAUUCAUGAAUUUCUCACUUUUGGUUACGCAAUAUUCAGCCCCCUGGUGCUGAUUCACAGGGAGGGCCUUCUGGCUGAGUGUUGGUAUGCUCAGUGGGAGAAACUAAGAAAAUGUUUCUCUCCUGUAUCUGUUCAAUAAGUGUGAAUGAACUUU
Meriones unguiculatus (Mongolian gerbil) is the source of this 954-nucleotide messenger RNA. RefSeq names its product vomeronasal type-1 receptor 4-like. Gene Ontology annotation, cellular component: membrane. The record is from RefSeq and is a predicted model, not a curated record. Gene Ontology annotation, molecular function: pheromone receptor activity. NCBI's taxonomy places the organism in Eukaryota, Metazoa, Chordata, Mammalia, Rodentia, Muridae. The transcript has a single exon. Gene Ontology annotation, biological process: G protein-coupled receptor signaling pathway. Bases 1 to 939 code for a protein of 312 amino acids.